This is a messenger RNA of Syzygium oleosum, 1479 nucleotides long. RefSeq names its product 5'-3' exoribonuclease 4-like. The coding region runs from base 879 to 1385 and encodes 168 amino acids. Lineage: Eukaryota; Viridiplantae; Streptophyta; Magnoliopsida; Myrtales; Myrtaceae. The transcript is spliced from 5 exons. The record is from RefSeq and is a predicted model, not a curated record.
CUUCGACCUCAGUGAUCAUCGGUCGGCCUUGUUCUUCGUUUCUUGCUGUUUGAGCUCGAUGUGGCGGUCGUGUCAUCGAAUUGGGGCUACUUUAGCUGGAAAUGAGCAAGUCUGGAACAUGUGCCACUUUCUUAUUAUCUUCAUCCUUCUCUUCUAGCGUAAGCUGCUCGGUUAAUUCUUUUAUAUUCACAGAACUCCAGCAAUUUCAGCUUGGUGAGGUGCUUGAUUCCUGAUGGCAUAGUCUUCAACUAUUUGCAUCGCUGGAUGAUCAAUUUCUCCAGCUUAGACAUCGCUUCCUUCUCUAUCUGUACAAAUGUCAGCUUCUCAAAAUGAUCAAGACCUAAUAUCUUGAGCUUUUGAAACCCUUUAGCCUCGAAGCAUAGUGUUUGCCAAUCAUAAAGCUUUUGAACAGAUUGUUGGUUCUGUCAUCAUCCGCAUCUAUGUAGUAAAGCUUUUGUACAGAUUGAAGAGCUCCGAUUUGUGCUGGGGUGCUGAAGCCAUAUUUGUAGUGCGUAUAGGAUAGUGACGAGUUUUUGGUCCAGGGAUACUAAACAUUUGUAGUCGAAUGAAAAUGUUUUGAUAAAGCCUUUUAAUAGCACUUCCAUGCUUCACUGUUUGUUAAUAUUGUGGCAAGGAUAUUUUCCUGCUUAUUUGGAGACCAUUACUUGAUCAAUUCUGAGCUUAGCUUAGGGUUGUGGCAAGGAGUGUCAUGUUCUAUGGAGGUGGAAUUUUGUAGGCUGACCUUGUUGAACGGAUUCUGAGCUUAGCUUAGGGUCCAUCCUUUGUCACUACAAGUUCAUAUGUACUACCAAUUAAGCUAUCAAUUAGGGCCAUAUGAAAGAUAUCCUGUACCAAUUGACACAAAUGUUAGCGGUUGAAUGAACGGAUUCCUCUGGCUAAGUGAGAGGAAUGUACUGACCAAUGUAAUUCCUUCGCCUAUCCAUGGAUUGGAGGAUAUUGUCAACAAUCAAGUAUAUAAUGUUACUUAUCUCAAUCCUGCAAAGCACAAGCACAUCCCCAGACCACCUGCUGGUGUUGUCAUUCCUCCAAAGGUUUUAGGACCUUUGGAUAACAAGCCAUUCCCUGUGUUAUGGCAUGAAGAUAACAGUGGUAGGCGCCAGAAUGGAAGAGAAAGGCCAUCAGUACCUGGAGCAAUGGUCGGUCCAAUGCUGGGAGAAGCAGCUCAUCGUCUUGUCAAGAGUACACUAAAUAUCAAGUUGAACAACAAUCAAUCCUCUGGCAUCUUGGAACCACCACGCAAUCGAAACUUUCCAGGAUAUUAUGCAGUUAAUAGACCAAGACCAGCUGCUCCCUCUGGGUACGAAAGGGGCUUCAGUGAAGAUACCCACCAGCACCAUGGGAAUCACAACUACACUAUUAUUUGAAGUCAGUUUAGAUUAGGGGAGGGAUUGUUUAUAUUGAAACUCCAUUAUUGUAGAUUCUCUUUGGAGCUGCAAUGUUAAAUAUAUAUUUUAGCAA